AUGUCUGGCCCUGGCGUCGGGUUCGAGUACCCCCCGCAGGAGGUGUCCUGGCUGAAGCGUGAUGUGCUGCUCUUUGCCAACAGCAUCGGCUGCAAGUCGGACGAGCUGCAUUUUCUCUACGAGCUUCAUCCCGAGUUUUCCGUCUUUCCCACCUAUCCUUUAGUCUUGACAUUCAAGGGCAACAACCAAGAGGUCGUCGACUUUUAUGCCACGUCCAAGGCCGUCAAGAUACCAAAUAUCCCCGACCUCGACUACAGCCGCGUCGUCGAUGGCCAGCGCAAGAUCGAGUUCCUCAAGAAGCUACCCUCGACGUCGGCGGGCCAUCGGUUCGAGGUGCGCACCAAGGUCCUCGGCGUCUACGACAAGGGCCGCCCCGGCACCGUCCUCGAGCUGCAGACGGAUCUUGUAAACGCGGCGACUGGCGAGAUUCACACGCGCGUCACCACCAGCAGCUUCUUCAUUGCUCAGGGCGGCUGGCACGGCCCCAAGGGCCCUGCCACCGAGAACUUCCCGCCGCCCCAGGACAGACAGCCCGACGCGGUGUUGGAGCACCAGACGUCAACUGAGGCGGCGCUGCUGUAUCGUCUCAACGGCGACUACAACCCGUUGCACGCGACGCCCGAGCCUGGCAGGAAGAUGGGCUUCGACGGCGCAAUCACCCACGGCCUCUAUCAGUGGAACAACACCUGCCACGCCAUCCUACGGCAAUUUGGCGCCAGCGACCCGGCCAACAUCAGAGAGUACCAGGCCCGCUUUGCCAGUCCGGUCAUGCCGGGCGACAAGCUGGUGACCAAAGUAUGGCGGACGGGUGAGACCUGCGGCGGCGGCUGGGAGGAGUUGCUCUUUGUCACGGCCGUCGACGGUGGGAAGAUAUGCUUGAGCAAUGGCCGGGCGCUGCGCGUGUCGUACAACGGCCAUCUCUGCACCGUCCUCUACAGCGGUCCAGUCGACGGCACCGCUGGCUCCUGGCUCGGCGUUGAAUGGGAUGAUGCAUUCCGCGGCAAGCACGACGGCUCUCACAAGGGCAUCCGCUACUUCACAUGCCGCUCCAAGUCCCCCACGGCAGCCUCGUUUGUCCGCCCGAACCGGCCAGCGGACAGGCCCCAAAGCUUCAUCGCCGCCCUCCGUGACAAGUAUGUCUCCGACGCGACCGAGGCCGUCGACGAGCAGGUUGUCAUCUCGGGCAAGCUCGCCGAGCAGGUCGGCUUCGACAAGAUCCGCCGUCAGCAGGCCCAGCUCAAGGACCUCAAGAUUGUCAUCCUUGACGGCCUUUGCGUCAACGCCGCGAGGGAUCAUGACGAGGCCACCGUGGCCGACACGUGUCCGAGCAUUCUGCAUCUGGACCUGAGCAGAAACCUGUUUCGUGAGCUUGGGCCCGUCGUGGAUGUCUGCGCCGACCUCAAGGGGCUGUACCGCUUGAGUCUCAAGUACGUUGGCCAGCCUCCCACCUCUCUCACCUUGGCCGCGCUCUCGCCUGACGGUGGAAACAGCGGGAAUCGGUUCCGAAACGUUCUCGGUGACUCGGCCCUGGCGAGGGCCGAGUCCUCCUUCGCAGCCGUCACGGAACUUGCCCUGGGCGAGAAUAUGCUCAGCUGGCAAGAACUUUGCCACAUCGCAGUGCGGUGCCCUCGACUGACUACCCUCGCCGUUGGCGCAAAUCACUUGUCGUCACUUCCGCUCACAAACUACCACAAUCUCGCCUCGACGCUGACGUCGAUCAACCUCGAGUAUAAUAACUUUCUUGCCCUCUCCGACCUCGCCAGUCUCGCAUCGCUCAAGGCCCUCCGCAACCUCUACCUCAAAGGGAACAAUGUAAAGGAAAUCUCGGCCCCCGGCGCCACCGCCGCCGUCUUCCCGUCCUCGCUGCAGUACCUCGAUGUGUCGUACAACAAUGUCCAGGAAUGGUCCUUUGUUGAUUCCCUGGCCACCCACUUCCCCGGGCUCACAGGCUUGCGGCUCGCUCACAACCCCGUGUACGACAAGCAGAGUGCAGAGACCAAAGCGCCAUCGUCGGAAGAAUCCCACAUGUUUACCGUUGCUCGCGCUGCGAAUCUCGAGACCGUCAACUUUACACACAUCAGCCCCGCUGACCGGACCAACGCUGAGUUGUUUUACCUCUCGAGAAUCGCAAAGGAGCUCGCGGUAGUGCCCGAGUCGGCUGAGCACACCGUCAUCGCUCUUCACCCUCGAUAUGCCAAACUCUGUGAGACGUACGGAGAGCCAGACAUUGUCCGCCGCGACGAGAUCAACCCAGCUUUCCUCGAGGCCCGUCUCGUCACCGUCGCCUUUCGCUUCGAGGGCAAGGGAAAGAAGACGUCCAGAAUACCAAAGUCCUUCAACAUCUACGCCGUCAAAGCCAUAGCCGGCAAACUGUUUGGCCACUCACCGUUGAGAAUGAGGCUUGUGUGGGAGACAGGCGAGUGGGACCCGGUGGCUGGUUACGACGAGCAGGACGGUGAGAGCAGCGAUGAGGGGGACGAUUUCGCAGAGCCGUCGCUGGAAGACGGUGUUCGCCGCCGUGAGGAGGGCCAACCAGAUGACAAGUCUGCUCGGUGGCUUAAACGAGAGGUCGAACUGGCCGAUGGGCCGAAGCAGCUGGGAUACUGCGUCGACGGCUUGAAUGUGAGCAUCCGCGUUGAGACAGCGGAACACCCCUAG
Drechmeria coniospora is the source of this 2658-nucleotide messenger RNA. RefSeq names its product tubulin-specific chaperone. Bases 1 to 2658 code for a protein of 885 amino acids. Lineage: Eukaryota; Fungi; Ascomycota; Sordariomycetes; Hypocreales; Ophiocordycipitaceae. Gene Ontology annotation, cellular component: peroxisome. The transcript is spliced from 5 exons. The record is from RefSeq and is a predicted model, not a curated record.